AUGUCAUCUGAUGAUGAGAAUCUCAAGCUGGCGAUGGCAAUGUCGCUUCGAGAGGAUACAGCCGGUACCACGGAGAACUCUCCAGCAUCUGGCGUCGUCGACCUCACUUCUGACUCCGGAGAUGACGAAGAUCUCCGACGUGCGAUCGCCCUAUCUAUGCAGGAGGACGAAAAGCCUAACGUUGCACAGCAGCCCGCUAGUGGCACUAGCACACCCGCAACCGUCAGCAUGUUAGGCUUCAUGGGCAUGGAUCGUAAAGCCAUGGAACAGGAGCGCCUCGCAAGACUUGGUAAGCGAAAGCGCGAUGCAUCGCCAGAGCGACCUUCGAAGCAGAUCGCUCGUUCCCCACCAGCAAUUACGCCGUCAAAAGGAUCAGUAUUGCAAUAUCCCAAAGGGGUCAUCAAACGCACGUUUGCGUCAAAGUAUCCAAGGACCAACGACAUCACCAUCGAUGAACUUUUGGAAGCUCCACAGGUCAACAUUGCUGUCAUCUGCUCGUUCCAGUAUGAUUCCAGUUGGAUGUACGAAAAGCUUGAUCCAACAAGGAUUAAGCAAAUCUGGUUGAUGUACUCCAAAUUCAGAGGCGAAGACAUUCGGGAGAAACUGAUUCGAGAAUGGACCGAAAGCCGUAUUCCCAAUAUGAAGCUUCACUUUCCACCCAUGGACGGUAUGAUUGUAAGCAUGCACAGCAAAUUCAUGCUGCUAUUUGGGAAGGAGAAGCUACGCAUUGCAAUACCGACUGCGAACAUGACACAGACUGAUUGGGGAGAGGUGGGGAACGACUGGCAGCCGGGUGUCAUGGAAAACUCGGUAUUUGUGAUCGACCUGCCUCGGAGGAGUGAUGACGGUGUUGGUAAGGUGGAGGAGUUGCCAUCCUUUGGCCGAGAUUUGAUCUUCUUCCUGAAAGCACAACAAGUUGAGUCCAGAGUGACGGGUGGUGUGCUGAAAUUCGACUUUGCGGAUACGAAGCAUCUGGCUUUUGUUCAUUCAAUUGGCGGUUCACACAAGGAAGAAUUGGAGCGGCCAACAGGUCUCCCUGGGCUCGCGAAUGCUGUACGAGAGUUACAGUAUGACGACGUUGAACACAUCGAGCUCGACUACGCAGCUUCGUCCCUUGGCGCUAUCAACGACACGUUCCUAUCCCGCAUCCACCUUGCAGCACGCGGGAAGAACUUCACGCAAGAUAACGCAGCAGUACCUGACGUGCGCGAUCACUUUCGGAUAUACUUCCCCACCAACGAAACUGUGGAGAAGAGUAUCGGAGGCUCCGGCUGUGCCAACAUCAUAUCAUUAAGCAAGAAGUACUACAACGCAUCAACGUUUCCAAAAGAGUGUCUCCGAGACUAUGACUCGACGCGGCGUGGCAUGCUAUCACACAACAAGCUAUUAUUUGCGCGUGGUCGCAGGACGGAUGGAAGACCAUUUGCAUGGGUCUACGUUGGCUCAGCCAACAUAUCCGAAUCAGCAUGGGGCGGGCAAAAGGUGCUGAAGAGCGGCAAGGUAGGAGCGCUCAAUGUGAGGAAUUGGGAAUGCGGUGUGAUUGUGCCCGUGCCAGAUGACAAGUUGGCACAUGUCGACUUGAAAUCUGAUACAGUACCGCCGAUGAGCGUGUUUGAAGGGACAGUCGAAGUGCCCUUUCACUUCCCAGGUGCAAAGUAUGAGGGCAGACGUCCGUGGUUGUUUGGUCCGGCGUAA
Molecule: messenger RNA, 1695 nt
Organism: Pyrenophora tritici-repentis Pt-1C-BFP
Lineage: Eukaryota; Fungi; Ascomycota; Dothideomycetes; Pleosporales; Pleosporaceae
Product: tyrosyl-DNA phosphodiesterase domain containing protein
Biological process (GO): DNA repair
Cellular component (GO): nucleus
Molecular function (GO): 3'-tyrosyl-DNA phosphodiesterase activity; single-stranded DNA binding; double-stranded DNA binding
Source: RefSeq, a predicted model, not a curated record